Haemorhous mexicanus (house finch) is the source of this 1704-nucleotide messenger RNA. RefSeq names its product tektin-4-like. Gene Ontology annotation, biological process: cilium movement involved in cell motility; cilium assembly. Lineage: Eukaryota; Metazoa; Chordata; Aves; Passeriformes; Fringillidae. The record is from RefSeq and is a predicted model, not a curated record. Gene Ontology annotation, cellular component: microtubule cytoskeleton; nucleus; sperm flagellum.
AUGGCGCAGCCCGACGAGCCGCACCCCCCGGUCGUUCCCUCCGGCCCGCGGCCCAGCAAGACCUGCGAUGUGGUCCACACCGAGAGACCGCGCUCCUGCUGCGGCAUGGCCGUGACCGGCCUCCGCACCGCCAAAUACCAUCUGCCCGAGUGGCACCGCCGCAACGCGGGCGUCUGCUACGAGGCGUACACGGCGGGCGAGCAGGCGGAGCGCGGCCGCGCCGAGGCCAAGCACCUGGUCAAGCAUGCGGCCGCCAGCGCUCAGCGAGCCCAGGGCUACUCCAAGGCCACCCUGGGCCAGCGGCUGCAGGACGUCCACUUCUGGAGGGUGGAGCUGCAGAAGGAGAUCAUGGAGCUGGACGCCGAGACCAACCUGCUGGCGGCCCAGAAGCUGCGGCUGGAGCGGGCGCUCGAUGCCACCGAGGUGCCCUACUCGGUUGUCAUCGAUAACCUGGAGUGCCGGGAGCGGCGGCAGCCGCCGGACCUGGUGAUCGAUGAGGUGGAGAGGCAGCUGAUGAAGGAAGCGGAUCUGAUCCGGGAUAUCCGGGAUCUCCUGAAAAGAACCAUCAUCCAAGCUGCCACCCAGAUAAGAUCCAACCGGAUCCAGAAGGAGAACUGCGAGCUGGACUGGUCGGAUAAGGUGGAGACGUAUCACAUCGACGACAAAUGCGUCGGCUACUGCAGCGACAGCACCAACGUGCAGUCCCACCCCAGCUCCGUCAAGUUCGAGGAGAACGCCUCCACACCGAAGUCCUGGGCCCAGUUCAGCCACGACAACAUUUCCAGGGCAGAGCAGGAGAAGCUGGCCUCGGUGCAGCUGCGGUCCCUGAUCAACAACAUCAUCCACGACGCGUCCGAGGACCUGCGCAUGCAGCGGGCGGCCGUCAGCGAGGCCUUCGACUGCCACUGCAGGGAGCUGGACCAGGCCAAGCUGCGCCUGGAGAGCCACCUGCAGCAGAUCCUGAAGGAUAUUGGGGAUGAGGAAGCCAACAUUGUGAACCUGAAAAAAGCCAUCAGGGACAAGGAAGCUUCCUUGAAGGUGGCUCACACCCGGCUCUACGACCGAUCCGCCAGGCCCAACGUCGAGCUCUGCAGGGAUGAGCCCCAGUUCAGGUUGGUGAGCGAAGUGGAGGAGCUCACAGUAUUCCUGGAGGCCCAGAGAAAACUGAUGGAGUCAGAGCAGAACCUGAAGAACCUGGAGGAGACCAGGAUGAAGCUGGAGAAGGAGAUUGCUGUGAAGGCCAACAAUUUUAUUGACAGGCAGAAGUGCAUGGGCUACCGACCCCAGCACGGCGCUGUUGGCUCGAGUGGACGCACCCCGGGCUCGGCUGCCGCCUCUGGGGGUCGGGAGGGGCUCGCUCCCAGCCUGCGGGAGGCUUUGGAGGAUUUCUCGGGGCUGGACGGGAGAAGGAGCCCGGGGAAAUGCGGCUCUUCCCCCUCCGGCUCAACCCCGGGGCUGCGGGAGCGGCAGAGCCGGGUGGCACACACGCUGGCGGGGGCACCGGCGGGCAGAGCAUCCCUGCAGCGCUCCCGCUGCCAGCCCAAGUUGCCGAGCAGGGGGCGGCCCCAGGGCUGCGGCACCCCCGGCCCCGCCGAGCCCCGUGGCUCCUCCCGGGGGAGCGGCCAGCGCGGGGAGCGCUCCCGGCGCGGCUGCGGGAGCGGCGGGUCCUGCUCCGGCGGAGAGCAGCCCUGGAGCCGCAGGUAA